This is a messenger RNA of Drosophila navojoa, 952 nucleotides long. RefSeq names its product inositol monophosphatase 1. Gene Ontology annotation, biological process: phosphatidylinositol phosphate biosynthetic process; inositol metabolic process; signal transduction. The record is from RefSeq and is a predicted model, not a curated record. Lineage: Eukaryota; Metazoa; Arthropoda; Insecta; Diptera; Drosophilidae. Gene Ontology annotation, molecular function: inositol monophosphate 1-phosphatase activity.
GCUAAAACAUGUUGAGAUUUGCUUGGCAACAGCUGUUGCGGCGGGGCAGCGGGUCAGCCAAAUGUUGCUCGACUGCCAGCGGUAAGGUAAACUGGAACGUGGAUGUUGACAAAUGUGCCGAAGCUAGCUGUGCGCUGGUCGAUCAGGCAGCAGAGCUACUGAAAGAGGCAAAUAAAGAGAUUCGCGUCUUUAAAACCAAAGCGAACAAUCAGGAUCUGGUCACAGUCACCGAUCGUCAGAUCGAGGAUUUGCUGGUGUGUGGCUUGAGGCGACAGUUUCCCGAUCAUGUCUACAUUGGCGAGGAGGGCACCUCCGGCCCCGCAACGGGACGCCAGCUGACCAAUCAGCCCACCUGGAUCAUAGAUCCCAUCGAUGGCACCGUGAACUUUGUGCAUGGCUGUCCCUACAACUGCAUCUCCGUGGCCUUCUGGCUGAACAGGCAGCCAGAGCUCGCGAUUUGCUACUGCCCCACACUGCAGCUCAAGCUGACAGCUCGUCGGAAGCGCGGCUGCUACUUGAAUGGCCGCCAGAUACGCACAAGCGGGCAGAGAGAGCUGCGGCGCUCGCUGGUCCUGCACGAGAUGCACGCCUCCAAUAUGGGCGACGACCACAGGGACACGCUCUGGGCCAUGACUGUCAACCUUUUUUGCAGGGCACAAACCCUACGCAGCACAGGCUCUGCUGUCAUGGAUCUGUGCCUGGUGGCCAUGGGCGCGGCCGAUGCCUACGUCGAGUUCUUGCCCCAUUGCUGGGAUGUGGCAGCGGGCGCUCUGCUCGUGCGCGAAGCAGGCGGCGCAGUCAUGGAUCCCGCGGGAGGCGAGCUCGAUAUCAUGUCCAGGCGGGUCCUGGCCACUGCAACGCCCGAGCUGGGCUGCCAGAUGGUCCAGCUGCUGGCCGACAGCCAGAUAUAUCAUAAACGAGAUGAUCAGCCUUAGGUGGCGUGGAGUCACAC